UGGCGGCCGCGCUGACGUUCGGCGGCGGCUGCGGAGCGAUGGCGGCGCCGCUGGCGGCUCCGGGCGGUGCCGGUGCCGGGCCCGGGGCCGGGGCCGGGGCGGCGCGGGGCGGGCGCGGGCCGGCGCUGCGGGAGGGGGCGCGGGUGUCGGCGCUGUGCCUGGCCUGGUACGGGCUGAGCGCCGGCGGGAACGUGGUGAACAAGCUGCUGCUCGGCGGCUUCCCGAGGCCCGUCACCGUCUCGCUGUUCCACAUCCUGGGGCUGUGCGGGCUCCUGCCGCCGCUGCUCCGCGCCUGGCGCGUCCCGCCCGCCGGCCCCGCGCAGCUGCCGCCCCGCGCCUACCCGCGCUACAUCCUCCCGCUCGCCUUCGGAAAGUACUUCGCCUCCGUGUCCGCGCACGUCUCGCUCUGGAGGGUCCCCGUGUCCUACGCGCACACAGUGAAAGCCACGAUGCCGAUCUGGGUGGUUCUGCUGUCUCGGAUCAUCAUGAAGGAAAAGCAGACGACGAAGGUGUACCUGUCUCUGAUCCCCAUCAUCACUGGUGUCCUGCUGGCCACGGUCACAGAGCUGUCCUUCGACAUGUGGGGACUCAUCAGUGCACUUGCUGCUACUCUGUGCUUUUCACUUCAGAACAUCUUCUCGAAGAAGGUGUUGAGAGAUUCCCGAAUUCAUCACCUCCGGUUGCUGAACAUCCUCGGGUGCCACGCUGUGUUCUUCAUGAUCCCAACGUGGGUUCUGGUGGAUCUUUCUUCCUUCUUGGUAGAGAAUGACUUGAGCACCAUGUCUCAUUGGUCCUGGACCUUGAUGCUGCUUAUAAUCAGUGGAUUCUGUAAUUUUGCCCAGAAUGUCAUUGCCUUCAGCAUCCUUAACCUGAUCAGCCCCCUCAGCUACUCUGUGGCUAAUGCCACCAAGAGGAUCAUGGUGAUCACCGUGUCCCUGAUCAUGCUGCGCAACCCCGUCACCAGCACCAACGUCCUGGGCAUGAUGACAGCCAUCCUGGGGGUCUUCUUGUACAACAAGACAAAAUACGAUGCAAACCAAGAGGCAAAGAAGCAGCAGCUGCUGCCAGUCACCACGGGGGACCUGGUGAACUUGGAGCGGCACCGGAGCGCUCCCGACAAGGCCCCGAAUGGACUGGCGGCCUUUGGGCAGCACGGGGACUUUCAGUACAGCCACGUCCUCACAGACCACUUCCAGUACAGCAGGCAGAACUAUCCCACAGCCUACACCCUGAAUCGUUUUGAUAUUUAGGAUCCUGGCAGACAGGUACAGACUGUGAUAUCAGUGUCCCCUGCAUUAUCAGAGAACUGUUAGCACAUCCAUGAAUGUCACGGAGCCAUUGAGCUGUGCAGGUUUGGCAGCAGGGCAGGUGCUUGUGGAGGGGAGUGGUGCAGGACCUGCAGCUGCUGCUGGGCAGAGCUUUAAACCUGGAACAGCCACAGCUGACACUGGAACCAAACCCACAGAGCAGAUUCUGGUGAGGUGCACGUGUCACUGCCCAGUGGAACAUCUGUCACUGCUCCUUUCAGAGUCUGCCAGUUCCUUGUUCUCUUGGCAGCUGAAAUCUGGCCAGUAUCUUGUUUCCAUGCUGGUAAUGUCACCUUUCACUUGUUCUCUAAUAACGGUUCAAUGAUACUUUUAAUGAAGCUUUCAGAAAGAAGUGAAAGCAAGGGGUACUUGUGCUUAUCAGGAUUGGCUGCAGGCAGGUAAACUCGAGUUCAUCUCCAGCAUCUGUGGAACUUUUGUGGAUAUUCACAACUUUGUGCCUCUGCCUUCAGUCCUGGAUGAAAACCAGAAGUGUUUCUGGAGGAGCAGGCAGUGGAAGGAUUGAUCUGUCCCUGCUUCAGGCACAGGAAAACACGGUUCUUCAAUCACUGGUCAAGGCAGAGAACAGCCAAGUUCAUUAAAAUCAUCAUUGUUUUCUGAAUCAUGUAGUCCUGUAACUCCAGACAUUGCUAUCCCUUGGCCAUGCAGGAAAUCCUUCACAAAUAAAAGUGUUUGGAAUAAUA
Molecule: messenger RNA, 2008 nt
Organism: Oenanthe melanoleuca
Lineage: Eukaryota; Metazoa; Chordata; Aves; Passeriformes; Muscicapidae
Gene: SLC35E1
Product: solute carrier family 35 member E1
Exons: 6
Coding region: 39-1250 (403 amino acids)
Cellular component (GO): Golgi apparatus
Molecular function (GO): antiporter activity
Source: RefSeq, a predicted model, not a curated record